Messenger RNA from Venustampulla echinocandica, 702 nucleotides. RefSeq lists its product as uncharacterized. The coding region runs from base 1 to 702 and encodes 233 amino acids. The record is from RefSeq and is a predicted model, not a curated record. Lineage: Eukaryota; Fungi; Ascomycota; Leotiomycetes; Helotiales; Pleuroascaceae. The transcript has 5 exons.
AUGACUACUCGAUUCUACAAAAAUGGUGGCCCUAUUGAUCACCUUGCAAGUAUCGAUCUGAGCGCUGUGAAAAACGGUUAUCAUUUCCGGGGAUCAAUAUAUGUUAAAUGCAACACUUCCUCCUGGGACGAUCAGGUCGCCAUGUUCGAAACUGCCAUUGCCAAAUCUCCAACGCAUAAAAUCGAUAUUGUGAUCGCAAAUGCCGGUGUCUACGGUCCUGAUAUCCUCGAUGGAAUUGAGAACGAUAAGCCCACGAAGCCCAAUGUGGGACUAUUUGACGUCAACCUUUUUGGAGUCAUUUACACAACAAAUCUUGCCGCCUUCUAUUUCCACAAACAGGAGGGAGCCCCGUCCGAAAAGUGUCUUAUAUUACUUAGCAGUAUCAUGGGUUACAUUGAUUCGGAAGGCGCAGCACUGUUCACCCCAACACCUGGAAUGCACCCAACUUUCCGAGAUGCGGUCCUCGCGAAGUUUGAGGCUCACAGGCUGGUAUUCGGUCAUAUAGAGGAUGCAGCAACUGCUGCGAUGUGUAUUGCAACUCAGCCAUCUAUCAACGGUCGAUCAAUUGCUAUUGUCCCCAGGGAGAUAAGCACAUCUGGGUACCUUGAUCUCAAUUUGGAUGAUUUUGAGGAUACAUCAGUGUGUGGCAAGCGGCAGAAGGCGGCCAGCAGUGUUGAUUACCCGGGCGUCAACAAGUAUUGA